GACAUCGUAGCGAACGGACGUGUUCAUAAGCUAUAAGCGGAUGUAAAACUUCUCUAUCUACAACGGGGAGUGAUUAGAAUAAUAAACUUAAAUAAAUAAAUAGUUAAUUUCAAAUAAAGAUAUAAUGGCUUCGUCUUUUACACUUGCCAACUUAAGUGACAUUGUGGGAAAAUCUAAAUCACAAAUUGAUAAAUUCACAAAGCCAGAUUUGGUUCAAUUUUUGAUAAAAGUUCAGGAUGAAGUGAAAGAAAAGGUUGGGCUGAAAGAAAUAAAAGACAGCGUAGAUGAAAUCAAAAAUAAUGUUCUUAAACGAAUUCUCGACGACAACAAAAAUAUGAAAAAAAGAAUUAGAUUACUUGAAAAGGAAAACGACGAAAUUUACGAAUCUCAAAUUAACCUUGAAAUGAAGAUUAACGCCCAGGACCAAUACUCCAGAAGAAAUAAUCUGGAAAUCAUUGGCAUAUCAGAUGAUAUCGCUGAUCGAAAUCUCGAAGCAAAGGUAAUAAGCAUUCUUCAGGAAAUCGGUGUUACCUGUGAUUGUAACGAAAUUGAGGCUUGUCAUCGCCUACCAAAGUCAAAGAGGGAAAGAGACUCGAAAUUUCCAAAGCGCACUAUAGUUAGGUUCGUCAACAGGAAAAAGGCUGAAAAAGCGCUCGAAAACCGUAAAAAGUUGAAAGACAGUGUAAAUCAUCGUAAAGUUGUUAUUUCAGAUAAUCUUUGCCCAGCUUAUAAAGCCCUGUUGGGAAUGAGCAGUCAAUUAUAUCACGAAGGUAGAAUUGCAUCAUCUUGGUCUUGGAAGGGUAAUGUUUUUAUUAAACCAAAUAUAACAGAUGAACCUUUUAAAAUUUUUCACGUAAGCGACUUAGAUUAUUAUUAUGACGAUGUUUCCUUGGAAUAAGGUAAAUUUUUAAACGU
Messenger RNA from Hydractinia symbiolongicarpus, 915 nucleotides. RefSeq lists its product as uncharacterized. Lineage: Eukaryota; Metazoa; Cnidaria; Hydrozoa; Anthoathecata; Hydractiniidae. The record is from RefSeq and is a predicted model, not a curated record. The coding region runs from base 125 to 898 and encodes 257 amino acids. The transcript has a single exon.